This is a messenger RNA of Hypanus sabinus (Atlantic stingray), 5052 nucleotides long. RefSeq lists its product as uncharacterized. NCBI's taxonomy places the organism in Eukaryota, Metazoa, Chordata, Chondrichthyes, Myliobatiformes, Dasyatidae. Bases 164 to 3028 code for a protein of 954 amino acids. The transcript has 13 exons. The record is from RefSeq and is a predicted model, not a curated record. Gene Ontology annotation, biological process: protein ubiquitination. Gene Ontology annotation, molecular function: ubiquitin-protein transferase activity; zinc ion binding; protein binding.
AGCUGCGCCUCUGGCGGGACAGGGGGCGGUACCAUGGCGCCUCCCGGGAUUGGUGGUGUCGUAUUUAAGUCCGGGAGAAGUGUCUGUCUCUGUCACUUGAGCAGGAGUAAGCGGCAUAGGGAGAUUUUUAGGGACAAUAGUUGACAAGACUGGCCUUUAGAAAAUGGCUGCUGCUUCACCUCUCGGUAGACUCUUCAGUGAGGUGACCUGCUCCAUCUGUUUGGACUUCUUCCAGGAGCCAGUCACUCUGGAAUGUGAGCACAAUUUCUGCCGGCUGUGCAUCUCACGGAGCUGGGAGCAGGGCGAAGCCUUCUACUCCUGCCCUGAGUGCAGGAAAGUGUUCAGGGAGAGGAGGCUGAAACCCAACCGGCUGUUGGCCAACAUCGUGGAAGGCGUGAAGGAGCUGAAACCAGAGCCCCGCUGGGGGAGCCCCACCUUCUACUGUCAGAGGCACGACGAGAAACACAAGCUCUUCUGUCUGGGGUGCCAGGGUCUACUCUGUGUGGUAUGCUCAUGCUCCAGUGAACACAGUGGUCACAGAGUCAUCCCCAUUGAGGAGGCUUCCGUCAUGUAUAGAGAAAUGUUGGAAAAAGCCAAAGAUUUUCUCCAUGCCCAAAGAGAGCAGGCAGGUCAACGUCAAAGCCAGCAAGAAGCAAAGAUUUCCAAAAUCAAGGAGAAAGGUGAAUUGCUAAAGGAGCAGGUUAAGGCUGAUUUGGCCGGCAUCUAUCAGUUUCUCGAUGAGAAGAAGCGGGAGCUUGAGGCAAAGAUCGAUGAGGAGGUCUGCAAGACAAUUCGGCCCUUGCAAGAGGACCUGGUGAAGAUCUGCCAGGGUGCCUCCGAGAUUGAGCAAACGUAUCAAGAUACGCAGGUACAACUGAGCUUCAAAGAGCCGCAGGAGCUGCUUCAGGAUAUCAAGCAGCUGUUGGACAGGUGCAAGCAGAAUCACGUCGCACCAGCAGAUAUUCCCACUGACCUCCACGUUGACUCUAUCAUCACACCUUUCCGCUAUAUUAAGAUCUGGGAUGAAAUUAAAGUACUUGUGCCGGCCCGAGAGUCCCUGAGGCUGGAUGCCAGGACUGCGCACCCCCGGCUCGUCCUCACUGAGGACCUCUGCAGCGUGGUGGACAGCGGGAAACGGCGGGAGUGCACACUGGGCCCACAGCGUUUCGACUACUGGCUGUGUGUGCUGGCCACCAGCUGCUUCCAGUCAGGGAGGCACUACUGGGAUGUGGAGUUGGGGGGCAAUAACUCCUGCGUCCUCGGGGUGGCCAGCGAGUCAGCCAACCGGCUGAUUAAUGGCCCACUCAUGCCAAAGCAGGGCUACUGGGUGCUGGAGUUGAUCAAAGGGAACUUGGUCAACCUGGACGGGCUGGGUGCCCGCAGCCUCCCCCUUCGCCACCAGCCACGUGCCAUCCGGGUUUACCUGAACUAUGAGGAAGGUCAGCUUUCCUUCUACGACGCCGACAACCUGUGCCACCUCUACACCUUGCGGGACAGCUUCACACAGAAGCUCUUCCCACUCUUUAACCCCCACAACAAGAAGGAAGGCAUCUGCGAGCCACUCAGGCUGCGUAACCACGUGCCAAAAAAACAUUUCCCGAUCCCGGAGUCGGACUUAGAAAUGGCGAACUUUGACGUGCUGAAGUCGAUGCAGGAUGAAGCGAUUUGUCCUAUAUGUCUGGAGUUCUUCGUUGACCCUGUGACAAUCGACUGUGGUCACAACUUUUGCCGGGCCUGCAUUUCAAAGCACUGGGGAUCCAAGAGAGGGACGGCCUCUUGCCCCCAAUGCCGGGCUCAGCUGCCCCAGAAGACACUCAGACCGAACCGGUUCGUGUCCAACAUCGUGGAGAAUGUCAUGAAGCUAAAGCUAGAGGAGAUGUCGGCACAGCCGGAGCUCCGUUGCCAGGAGCACGACGAAAGGCUGAAGCUGUACUGCAGCGAUGAUCAGCGGCUGAUCUGCGUGGUGUGUGCGGCCUCCAGAAAUCACCAGGGUCACCACACCAGUCCCGUCGGCGAAGUCGCCGAACACUACAAGGGAGUUCUGCGGAACGAGAUAGAUUUACUCAAUAAACAACUACAGGAGAUUUGUAGAAGUCUGGAUGAAGAAGAAACAGACAUAAAUAAUCUGAAGAAACAAUCUCUGAAACUGCAGCAGAACAUUACAUCCAAGUUCAAGCAACUGCAUGAGUUUCUGCAUGAGGAGGAAAAGAGCUUAAAGACAAAAUUGGAGGAAAAAGUGGACACCAUAUUGCAACAAAAGAAUGAAAACUUGAAGACAAUCUCUGAACAGCACAGUUCCUUUAAACAAGCAGUUUCGGACAUGCAAGGAAAACUGAAUCUGGAAGAUGCGGAAUUUUUGCAGGAACUAAAAUCCAUUCUUGGCAAGUGUUCCGAUCUGCAGUUCAAACAGCCCCAGAGAGUUUAUGUUGAUCUCAACCAAGGUGAUAUUAGUGGCCCUUUUCAGUACAGCACGUGGAAGCGGAUGCUAAAGGUGAUUAAUCCAGUUCCAUUUGCUCUGAAGUUGGAUCCCGAUACAGCACAUCCAAAGCUCGUCCUUUCCAGCGACCAGACCACUAUGAGACUCGGUGAUAAGCAGAAGGUCCCGGACAAAGCAGAGCGAUUCACAAAGUGGCAUAGUGUUUUGGCUCUGCAGAGCUUCAGAACAGGGAGACACUACUGGGAACUGGAAGUAGGGAAGAACAGCAUGUGGAGCGUGGGCGUGGUGAAGGAGUCUGUGCCAAGGAAAAAGGAAUUCACACCUGAGCCUAAAGCUGGAGUCUGGGCCUUGUGGCGCCUGGGAGAGGAAUACACCACUAUGAUUGCACCUCGUACAGCACUCCCUGUGAAAGUAAAACCCAGCAGGCUGGGAGUUUACCUGGACUAUGAGGCAGGUCAGCUAUCACUGUACAAUGCUGAUGACAUGUCACAUCUGUACACUUUCAAGGACAAGUUCACUGAGAAACUCUACCCUUUCUUCUUAACAGGUUGUAACAUUGAUCCAUUAGAAAUAUUCAACUUAAACAUUUAGGUUCAUUUAGGUUUUACAGGGAGCCACUUGAAACUGAUCCACUUGCAAGGAUAAGCAAUCUUUCACUGUUUAACAGAUUACGAUAUUGUGAGCAAGUGUAAGCAAUGUUUAAUUACUUUAUUAGAUGCCGAGACCCUGACCCUUGAAAUCUACAUCUCAAAUCUCUCUGUUAUGAUUUCCUACCAUGCGUCAGAUCAAUUAACACUAAGUAAUUGAUACAUCUUCACUUACUUCUAAUCUUCCAACUUAAAUGUGUACUAAAUUCUAGAAGUUCCCACACUGGUCAGAGAGACUAAUUUUCAAAGCUCUGUUCCCAAACACUCUGCAAUUGGGAAUGGACUGUGCAGCCAUCCUUUAGCUUAAUGUGGUAUGUGGAGCAAUUUUGUAACCUAUGAGUUCCUGGCUGUAAACCAGGACUGCAACAUCCUUUCACACAGUCAUUUCAUAGACGUUUUGGAAUGCUAAACCAGUGGCAGGAUUGGGGGGGUGUCUCAGUAUUUUCCACUUUUUUUUUCAGAUUUCCAGCAUCUGAAGAGAUUUUUCUGUAAUUUUAGUUUACCCAUGAUUUUGUCUUUUUAAUUACUUUCUCAACCUGCUCUUGGUGAAUUGUGUACACAUAUCCUUGUAUCUUCUUGUUUAUCUGCUCUGGUUAGAAUUAUUCUUGAUUUCAUAUUGCCUCAAUCUAUUCACCCUGCAGAAAUAUAACAGAUUACACUCUGUAAGCUGUGUUCCAUAUAUAUUGAAUAGUCCCGAUGAAGCCCAAAAUGUCCUUUGUACUCUUUUCCAUAGAUGCUGCCUGGCCUGGUGAGUUCCUCCAGCAUUGUGUGUGUUGUGUGCAUUUCCAGCAUCUGCAAAUUUUCUCUUGUUUGUAAUCCUACUCUUCCUGUCUAUCACUGAUCUUGAUAGGUUACUAUCCUCCUGAGAUUUCACCACACUAUCAUCUUCAAAUGUGGAAAUUAUAUCGGGCACACCAAAAUCCAAGUCCUUAAAUGAAAUAAGAAAUCAUUGAUCCGAGUGUAGAUUCUCUGGGUAACUUCAAUGUAAAAAGUCUUGAAUACUUGGUAUUGUGUUUCCAAGUCAAUUUUCUAUCCACACUGCUACUGCUUCCUUAAUUUCAGUGCUUUGAAUCUUGAUUGCAGACUUGUGUGCUUUAUUUAAUGGCUGUUGGAAGCCCAAAACUACCAAAUCCAAAGCAUUUCUUCAUUGAUUCUCUCUAUCACAUCACUUGUUAUUUCAAAGGUUUGGUAGGUAGAUGACCAGUUCUGCUGCAAAAUUUACUCUAACUCAACUCAGCAUAUCAUCCAGACCUGGUUGCCUUGCUGCCUCCAGCUCUAUUGGAUGUACUUUGUUAGAGAAGUAUGUUUUAGGAGAAUGGUAACCCUGUGCACCAGCACCUAAUACUAUUCUUUGCAAAUGAGGUUUGUUGAUGAUUUGAUUGUGUAAACAGCCAGUUGUUUAUGCUUCACUUUAAUUUUGUAUACUAAACAUGCCUUGAAUGUAUCUUAAUAAAUGUUGGGAUAUACGAUGAAUUUUAACAAAUGUUUCAACCGUUUGGGACAUAUAGUUGAAGAUUGCAGUCUAACAGUGAAUGAUCAUCUCAGUCAAUUUCCUUCUCAUUCCAUAACCCUUUUGGUUAUUGGUGUUGUGGAAUGCUGUAAUUCAUUGGCUUUUUGGCAAGUGAUGGGAGAGCUAAAUGGCCUCUGUCAUAGCAAGGACUAAGCCACAACCCACAGUGCAGCCUGUUUGCAGCUACGCAGGGGGAGGUGAAGGAGUUGAAUGCCCCACUAGAGUGCUGGAGACAGUGUGGCAAGGUAUCCAUCCUGCUGCCCUGCAACCAUAAAUAUUCACUGAGCAGAAGACUGCAGACAGCUGCAUCAUUCAUGGACUCUGGGACUUUGAUUAUAUUUCUUCGUGUGACUGUUAUUUACUAUGUUUUUCACCUUGGCCUCAGAGUAACCCUGUUUGGCUGUAUUCAUUGGUAUUCAUGUGUGGUUGAAUGACAAUAAACAUGAACUUGAACUGGA